CACCUGACAGCGUGGUGCCCGGCCAACCAGCUAUACGAAUUUUGAAGAAUUUUUAAGAACUUAGCCUCCAGAACAGCCUUCUUCAUAAAGUGAAAAGGGGCAGUGGCAACAGCGGAUGAGUUUCAAGGAAUCCCUUUCUUGCCAAGGGGCAGAGUUAAUUAUAUUUGGAACCUGCGACAACUCAUAAUGGGGAGAAGCUUCUAAGUGAGGAGAAACGAAACUUCAGGUCAUGAAAAUAUGGAGAACAAAUAUCCACUCAGAAGUCCUUUCUGUUCCUCUUUCCUUUUUCUUGAUUUAUCCCCUUUGAAGACUCCUGAGCUUAUUUCUCUCAUUUGAGUAUAAACUGCUUCCUUCUUUUUGCAUCCUGAGUUUUUUUUUUUUUUUUUAAAUUUUCCCAGCUUCCUGUAUCUUUUUCUUAUAACAUGAGCUUUGCCAUAUUAAGUCACAGCCAUUAAAUUGAAGGGCUUCCUAUUAGUUCUAACAAUCUGAAAUUGAGUGUAUUGUUGAACAAUUUUUACUGAUACUUUUCAUGAUUUUAUAGACUGUCAUAUUAAUCCUUCUCAAUCUUAUUUUUUUAAUUUGAAGUGUCCUAAAUUUUGUUGUUUCUCUGUAGAUAAAGCAAGCUUGAUUAUUUUUGUUUUCUCCUUCAUAUUAAUUAGACACUCAUCAUGGCAUUAGAAAAAAAAAACCUCUUUCUGAUGGUCCUUAAAAUGUUGCUUUUGGAGGCAUGUGAGUAGCUGGACAUUUGGCUAGUAUAAUGGUAAUAAUCAUAUCAGACAUGGUUACUAUUUAUUGAACUCUCAGUAACAGAAACUAUAUUGAAUGAUAUAUUAUGAGCUCAUUUAAUGCCCCUACCUUCCUGAAGUAUUAAUUUGACCACUUUUCAGACGAGGAAACUAACCCUGAGAGAGAUCAAGUGAUAGAAAGAUCUUGAUGUUCAUGUCUUCAGAAAAUAGACUGUAUUUCCCAAGUAAUAGCUGGAUUUCUCAAAUGUUAACUUUUGUUCUUUUCCUAUAAUUCUUAUUUUAUUAAGUCCUUUCAUACCUUUAACACUAAAUAGUACCUACUUAAUUUUGUUUUAAAUAUUAUUUAUCAUAAAAUUAUUUUCUCACUUAGGCAUGCGAUAGACUAUCCUCUGAAAAGAAAAAGAAAAACGUUGAAGAGGGACAAAAUAUUCUUUAGUCAUUUUAAGUACUUAUGACUUUCUGUGAGAAUUUCCUUAACUUCUUUUUUUGGUGUGUCUCCUACAUGGUUUUUGUUGAUGGUUCGAGAUGACUUCAAAGGUGGAAAAAUUACUCUAGAAAAAGCUCUGAAACUACUUGAAAAAUUAGAUAUUCAGUGCAAUACUAUUCAUGUGAAAUAUAUUUUUAAGGAUAAUGACAGGCUGAAACAAGGAAGAAUCACCAUAGAAGAAUUUAGAACAAUUUAUCGAAUUAUUACAUACAGAGAAGAAAUUAUUGAGAUUUUCAACACGUAUUCUGAAAACCGGAAAAUUCUUUUAGAAAAGAACCUGGUCGAAUUUUUGAUGCGAGAACAGUAUACACUUGACUUCAAUAAAAGUAUUGCUUCUGAGAUCAUUCAGAAAUAUGAGCCUAUUGAAGAAGUUAAACAAGCACACCAGAUGUCAUUUGAAGGUUUUAGAAGAUACAUGGAUUCAUCUGAAUGUCUGCUAUUUGAUAAUAAGUAUGAUCAUGUUUACCAAGAUAUGACUCAUCCAUUGACUGAUUAUUUUAUUUCAAGUUCACAUAAUACGUACUUGAUAUCUGACCAAUUGUGGGGACCAAGUGACCUUUGGGGAUAUAUAAGUGCCCUUGUGAAAGGAUGCCGCUGCCUGGAAAUUGACUGCUGGGAUGGAUCACAAAAUGAACCUGUUGUAUACCAUGGCUAUACAUUCACCAGCAAGCUUCUGUUUAAAACUGUUAUCCAAGCUAUAAACAAAUACGCAUUCUUAGCAUCUGAGUACCCAGUGGUGCUCUCUUUAGAAAAUCACUGCUCCCCUUCCCAACAAGAAGUGAUGGCUGACAGUUUGCUCGCUACUUUUGGGGAUGCCUUGCUGUCAUAUACGCUUGAUAAUUUUUCAGACAGACUACCUUCACCAGAGGCAUUAAAAUUCAAAAUAUUAGUUAGAAACAAGAAAAUAGGAACCUUACAUGAAACCCUUGAAAGGAAAGGUUCUGAUAUGCAUGGGAAGGUAGAGGAAUUUGAAGAGGAGGAGGAGAUAGAACAAGAGGAGGAUGGAAGUGGUGCCAAAGAACCAGAACCAGUGGGUGAUUUUCAAGAUGAUUUGGCAAAGGAAGAACAGUCGAAACGGGUGGUCGGGAUCCCACUCUUCAGGAAAAAGAAGAUAAAAAUAUCUAUGGCCCUAUCUGAUCUUGUUAUUUAUACUAAAGUUGAGAAGUUCAAAAGUUUUCAUCAUUCAAAUCUAUAUCAACAAUUUAAUGAAAGCAACUCUAUUGGGGAGUCCCAAGCCCGAAAACUUACAAAGUUGGCAGCCAGGGAAUUUAUUCUUCACACCAGGAGGUUCAUUACCAGAGUAUAUCCCAAAGCAUUAAGAGCUGACUCUUCUAAUUUUAAUCCUCAAGAAUUUUGGAAUGUAGGUUGUCAAAUGGUGGCCUUAAAUUUCCAGACCCCUGGUGUCCCUAUGGAUCUUCAAAAUGGGAAAUUUUUGGAUAAUGGUUGUUCUGGAUAUGUUUUAAAACCACGCUUCCUAAGAGAUAAAAAAACAAAGUUUAAUCCAUAUAAAGUACAAACAGACAGUAAUCCACUCACACUUACAAUAAGGCUCAUCAGUGGUAUCCAGUUGCCUCCCAGUUAUCAAAACAAAGCUGAUACCUUAGUGAUUGUAGAAAUUUUUGGGGUUCCAAAUGAUCAAAUGAAGCAGCAGAGUCGUGUGAUUAAAAAAAAUGCUUUUAAUCCAAGAUGGAAUGAAACAUUCACAUUUGUUAUUCAGGUGCCAGAAUUAGCAUUGAUUCGUUUUGUUGCUGAAAAUCAAGGUUUAAUAGCUGGAAAUGAAUUUCUUGGACAAUAUACUUUACCAGUUCUAUGCAUGAACAGAGGUUACCGUCGUGUUCCUCUGUUUUCCAAAAUGGGUGAGAGUCUUGAGCCUGCUUCCCUUUUUAUUUAUGUUUGGUACAUCAGAUAGCCACUCAUGGUACUUGACAUAUCAUUAGCUUACACAUUGCAAUAAAACAGUCUAGAAUGAA
This is a messenger RNA of Bubalus bubalis (water buffalo), 3203 nucleotides long. RefSeq names its product phospholipase C zeta 1 (gene PLCZ1). The record is from RefSeq and is a predicted model, not a curated record. Gene Ontology annotation, molecular function: calcium ion binding; phosphatidylinositol-4,5-bisphosphate phospholipase C activity. Gene Ontology annotation, cellular component: nucleus. The transcript has 13 exons. Bases 1262 to 3142 code for a protein of 626 amino acids. Lineage: Eukaryota; Metazoa; Chordata; Mammalia; Artiodactyla; Bovidae. Gene Ontology annotation, biological process: intracellular signal transduction; lipid metabolic process; positive regulation of cytosolic calcium ion concentration involved in egg activation.